Symbiodinium sp. CCMP2592 is the source of this 1356-nucleotide messenger RNA. NCBI's taxonomy places the organism in Eukaryota, Dinophyceae, Suessiales, Symbiodiniaceae. The record is from the annotation of a GenBank genome assembly.
AUGUUCGAGUCCCGCUGGGCGUUCGCAGCCUCCCUCAGCACGUUGCUUAACUUCGAGCUGUACACGCAACCCACCGCACCCAACGUGAGCGACUGGCGUGGGCUUCAGGGCAGUUUUGCAAGGCAAAGCAGCGGUCUGAGGACUCGGAGCUCCGACUGCCCUCCUCUUGCAUCGUGCACCUGUGACUCCGUUUUCUCACAGCUGAACUGUUGCAACAACGAGUUGUUCUGUGACUUUCACCAAAUGUGCUUGGAUGCUCAAACGACGUGCACAGGGCUACAAUUGCAAUGCUUGGAUACGGAGGCCCGUUGUUAUGAGCCGCUACCACCGUCGCCGCCGCCGUCGCCGCCACCGUCAUUGCCGGGCUUCCUCUCCGAUCCCAUUUUCUAUGUCAGUGUCGGCCUUUCUAUCCUUACUGUGACUGUCCUGCGGGGCUGCUUGAAAUAUGCGUGUCGCGGGGGUGGAGGAGACCCCGCCAAUAAUGCGAACCAGCCUAGCCGAGAAGCUUGGGACAUCGGGAAGGAGAUGCUGACAGAAGCGGAUGCUGCACAUAAGAAAUAUCGCUCUGAGCGGGAUACGAUGCGGAGAACAGUCCUCGACAUGAGUGGUCGUCACAUUGCCGAAAGUGGUGUGGCACCGCUGUUGGGGGAACACCUGCGAGCUGACGAGGAAAUUUGGAAAAUUCAAGAUCAGAUACAGCGCAGGUGGGACUCAGAUGCUCCAUUCAGCGCCGAUGAUUUGCGGUUGCUGACGGAUUUGCUGCGGCGCUUGACAAACCAGAUCGAGUCUGCGCGCGCGACAGUUCGUUCCGUGAGUCUCAUGUUGAAGAACUUCAAGCCUCGGCCUCCGGCCUCGGAGUCCCAACAGCGGAACCAUUACGAGGUCUUGGGCCUGAAGCCGGGAUGCCCCCAAGACGACAUCCGCAAGGCUUACCUGUUCCUGUCCAAGGAGUGCCAUCCAGACAAGAAGGGGAAGUCCGAGUCUGUGCAGCGCGCAGCCACCCUAUGGUUCCAGACAGUGGUGGAGGCUCAUGAAUGCCUCUCGGACCCCAAAAAGCGCAAGGCUUACGACGAUGCGAUGGGAUUCCCUCCGCCAGGAUCCACCACAUCCUCAGGCUCAGGCGGUGCCUCAAGCAGCGCCCCAGAGACCACAGGCGCCAGCACCCACCCCGUCGCCGCAAGGUUCCGGGCGGGCCAGCGCGUCCGCAUCCAAGGCCUGUCCUCCGCCCCUCAGUACAACGGCCGCGAGGGGGAGGUUGGGGAAGUGACGGGGUCGGACCGGCUCCAAGUGGCGCUCCUCUACCAGGGCCAGCUGAAGCAUUUAAGUUUACAGCCGCAUAAUCUGCAGAUGCUCUGA